Messenger RNA from Hyalella azteca, 2204 nucleotides. RefSeq names its product alpha-(1,3)-fucosyltransferase C-like. Bases 196 to 1548 code for a protein of 450 amino acids. Gene Ontology annotation, cellular component: membrane. Gene Ontology annotation, molecular function: alpha-(1->3)-fucosyltransferase activity. The transcript is spliced from 10 exons. The record is from RefSeq and is a predicted model, not a curated record. Lineage: Eukaryota; Metazoa; Arthropoda; Malacostraca; Amphipoda; Hyalellidae.
CUGUUAUAAACGAUACAUUUUACUAAUUAAUGUUGCAAGACAGUCGAGUCCCUGUACAGGGCAGUUUUGUAGAGCUCGAUCAGGCGCCAGUCGACUUGAGCAAAAUUCUGCGACUAGAAUCCUGCAGGUCAUCUCGGCAGCAGCUCAGUCCGUCUUUCGAGCUUGCAGCGAGCGCAGCACCUCGACUACUCGUGGAUGGCUCAAAUAUUGCACGUCUCCCUGUGGUGCUUGUGCUGCUUGGCCGCCUUCUGUGUGUAUAUUUACCCUGACGAGGCUCCACCUGCAAUUACGGGCGAAGAAGAUGGAGACCCAGAGAAGACGUCGCUCCAAGACCUGCUACUGAGCGACAGUCGGAGCGCCGCGAAGUCGCCUUCUACGCGCAAUGUCUUUGAAAUUUCAUUGGAUUUGAAAAACGUUACGUGGCUGGCGCUCGUACGAGAUGCCAUGAGCAAAAGGAAACCUGAAGAACUAAAAGAAUCUGUAACUGUGUUAUCAGGAACUCUACUGAAGCAAGAAAAAGAUUCAAAUGAGACUAAGCCACUCAAGAAAAUACUCUUCUGGAAUCAUCCCGACAACUAUUUCGGCGUGGGCCACGAGCCGUUCGUCCGGGCCGGCUGCCCCGUCGACCGCUGCUACAUCACCAACAACCGCAGCGAGCUGCCCUACCAAGCCUGGGAUGCUCUCGUCUGGCGCCCCGACACCGAAGACUUCUCAAUACCCUACAGAAGAUCUCCAGCUACACGAUAUGUUUUUUUCCUUUUGGAGCCACCAGGACUGGAACCUCCGAUCGUGAAAUUUGUCGAAGGCAAAUUCAACUACACGAUGACGUUUCGAGAAGACUCCGAUAUUUUCCAUCCGUACGGCUCAUUUACUACCUUACCCGAGCCCCGGAUUGAUGCUUUAACAAAAGACUAUACUCAUGGCAAGACAAAAAUGGCAACUUGGUUCGUGUCACAUUGUCAGACCAGAAGCGGAAGAGAAUUAUUGGUAGACCGACUAAGUCGGUACAUGCAAGUCGACGUCUACGGAGAAUGCGGCACAUUAAAAUGUCCGCGCUACGACAGCGAGUGCAUCCCUCGAGCAGCGAAAAUCUAUAAAUUUUAUCUGAGCUUCGAAAAUUCCCUUUGCGAUGAUUACAUCACUGAGAAAUUUUUCGCAAUCUUGAAAUUGGAUAUCUUGCCGGUAGUGUACGGCCUUGGAGAGUAUGAGAAGAUUGCCCCACCACACUCAUACAUCAACGCUUUGGACUUCCCAAGCAUUCGUCACUUGGCGAAUUACCUUCUCUACCUCGACAAAAACCACACCGCCUACAACGAAUACUUUCGUUGGAAAGCCUACAGUGAAGCAGUGCGAAGUUUCCCCAUGAAGCAGAGCACAGCAUCUAACAUUUCCUGGUGCCAGCUGUGCGAGAGACUGCACUACGACCAGCAGAAGAGGGUGCACGGCAACCUCCAGGAGUGGUCCCAACACUCGGCCAAUUGUCUCUCAGCUGAAGACGGAGUUAUUGAUAGCUUCUUGCGCGAUGAAGUGAUCCAGAAAUUGAGAUAGCAAGAGCUUUUGUAUUUUUAUUGUCGUGAUAUUUAUGUAUCAAUGAUGCACAAGUCGAUUUUUCUGUCUCAUAUUAUAAUUGUCAACAAUUACUACUUAUUCACGUUAAUAUAAGAACAACGAUUAAAUGUUUUUAGCACGUAUCCUGUCAGUGAUCAAAACUAGAUGAACAUUGAAGCUUCCGGCGGAAUAGCAAUUUUUAAGGAAAUGAUUUCUGUUAAAUUAGAACUACUGCUGCACGUGAUAAAUUCGUGUAAAUUGAUUAAUUAUCUGACACAAGUGCGAGCCUCUGACCUCAUGACCGAGGCUGCCGAAAUUAUCUGAUCAAGCACACUUGUACAUUCCAUUCACUUUGAGCCGCACGCUCUUUUCUGACUGGGAAUAAUGAGGGCGGUGGAACUGGUGUUUUGUCUCAAAUAAACUUUGUACAAAUAUAGUCCUCUAAAAAUCGAAUGUUUCUUCUAUUCACCACGUAAUACUUUUUCUAGACAAUUUUAAUGCAUGGUUAUAGAAAAAGUUUUUAUUUGUUUUAAAUAGUCGUGCUGUUACAUAAAUUGAGUGACACAAAUUCGGUGUAAUUUAUAGAAGGAAAUUUCGAUAGAUUUGAAACAAUUGUGUAAAGUAUUCAUCAUUAUGUUUGAUUAAAAAGUAUGACA